Oryza sativa Japonica Group (Japanese rice) is the source of this 1269-nucleotide messenger RNA. Lineage: Eukaryota; Viridiplantae; Streptophyta; Magnoliopsida; Poales; Poaceae. The record is from RefSeq and is a predicted model, not a curated record.
CCCCAUGCGCGACGCUUAAUAAUUCCCCGAAGAGUGAGAGAAGGCAAAAAGGUUGGGUUCGAUCCCCAAUCGCGAUGUGCUAGGGUUUGGAGGCCCGUGCUCAGUCCUCGCCGCCGCCGGGCGCCAUCCUCCCCCCCUGCACCUGCUAAGCCCCUUUUUUUUUCUUAUAAGCAGCAAGCGCUCGCCGGAAAUUCCAAGCAGAGAGACGCACGGAUCAGAUCGCCGACAUGUCUAGGCGUUUCUUGUUUCAGAAAUUUUCAGUGCUGUCCGGAUCGAUGCCUAAUCGUCCUACCUCCGCUCAAGGAGGAGACGUUUCUGCUAUCCACGAUGCUCUCCGUCGUUUUAGCACGGUGCUUCCCAAUUACCAUGGCCUUCCUGUCUCUCAAGCAAAGUGCCUGAAUUCUAUUCAAAGCCCUCACGCAGCCACCAAAUUAAACCACCCAACAAUUGGUGUGGUUCCUUUUGCCAGCCGGACUUUCUUCUCUUAUACAAAACCCUACCACCUGCCUUCUCUGGGUGAAACCAAUUACCCUGAUUAUGUAGCAGCAGACAUUAAAGCGAUCACAAGACCGAUGCUGAGUUUUUUUAACAAACCUCUUUUGCACUAUGGUGAGAUGCUUACAAUCUUUGGGAGCACAAUGGCUACAGGAAAGUUUGCAAAGGACUCAAGUUCAGUUCUUGGUACUGAAGAUGUAGAAACUGAAAACGAAAAGGUGAAUCGUGCUCCAACCACUAUUGAUCUUGAUCCUGAAACUUCAUCUGCAAGCAAGCCAAAGAAGGCCAAAACAAUUGAAAGUGAAGAUGAUGGGCUGAUUAGGGCAAUCACCAAUGUGGGUGACAAGCUUGCUGCUGCUAUAGUGAAGGCUGGUGAGCCAGAUAAUACGCUGCCGGUAGGUUUAUUUGACACCCUGAAAAGCCUUCCUGGUUUUCAGGACAUCCACUUAUCAUUUUACUAUGCUUAUUUGGUGGCUAACCCUCACAUUGCUAGAGCUUUUAAUGGACUUCCAUUCGAAAACAAGUUACAUUGGGUUGCUAUGUUCAUUAGUGACAAGUUUACUGGAUCAAUGUAGGGUGGUUGGAUGAGUUAUCUAGUUCUUUUGCUAUUAUGAAUGUGCUGCCAGUGGGUGGACAUUACUUGUAAGGCUUGAACUUGUAGGGAACUUAUGUGUGGCUUCUAUGCUUGCAAUGCCACUAUGGUUGGACUGCUAUGUGUAAGACUUCAAUGGGCUAUUAUGUGAUCAGACUUUAACUCAUUAUUUGUGUCUUGAA